CAUCUCCAAACGAAACUUGAGUCUUGAAAUCAGAAAUUUAUACAGGACAACAUUAAACAAGUACUUUAAUAAAUUUAUUAAAUUAGUUUUACUAUCCAGGUUUUGAGAUAUUUCAAUAAUUUAUGCUAAAAUGGCAGACCGUUUGACUCAAUUACAAGACACAAUUAAUCAGCAAGCAGAGUACUUUUGCAACAGUAUUGGUGUCUUACAACAGUUCUCCACUCCAAGCAAAUUCCCUGGUUUUGACCGUAGCGGUUCACAAACGCCACAGCAACAACAGAGUCAAGAAGACUAUGCCGUUCUCUUUGCGACAUUGAUAUCACGUUGUGCUAAAGAUAUUGACACUCUUAUCGAAUCACUUCCAAGUGAAGAAAGUUCAACAGAACUUCAGGUUCAAAGUUUGAGGCGUUUGGAGGCUGAGAACAAAGAAGCUGCAGAACAAUUAGAAGAGGUGGUCCGCCAAGGAGAAAUAUUGUUAGAAAAAAUUCAAGGUGCUCUGAGUGACAUAGCCCAAUGUCAACUGGAUAUGCAGAAUCCAGCACAAAUUUUAGAGAAAGACUUGAAACCACAGUUAUAGGAGAUAAAUUAUGAAGGGUGGUACUGGUGAUAAAAAUACCAAUUAAUGAUAAAGGAACUGACACUCAAAUUAACAAAUACACUUUCUAUGUUAUAUUUUAUUAUUUUUAAGCAUUUAUAAAUAGUAUAAAAUGUCUUUAUCUAUAAGGUUUGUAGGUCUGUUUACAACUAAGCUUAUGUAAUAUUCAGUACCAAGACAAAGAAAAAAAUAGAAUAUAAAGAUAUUAAAAUUAAACUGUUCUCUUUUCCAAAGUUACUGAACUCUCUCAGGUUUAAACAUUUUUAAAGAGUUGUUAUGUAAUAUAUACAGGGUUAGCUUCUGUUAUAUGUGUUAGAGUAAAAAUUAUUUGUAUGUGUGGUAUGUACCAUCAUAAAACUGGUAUAGUAUACAAAAGCAUAAGAUGGUUAUUCGGUAUUGUCAUUAUUAAAGUUAAACAACAA
Pieris rapae (cabbage white) is the source of this 1017-nucleotide messenger RNA. It is a transcript of the gene MED21, whose product is annotated as mediator of RNA polymerase II transcription subunit 21. The coding region runs from base 131 to 577 and encodes 148 amino acids. Gene Ontology annotation, molecular function: transcription coregulator activity. Gene Ontology annotation, cellular component: mediator complex. Lineage: Eukaryota; Metazoa; Arthropoda; Insecta; Lepidoptera; Pieridae. The transcript is spliced from 3 exons. The record is from RefSeq and is a predicted model, not a curated record. Gene Ontology annotation, biological process: regulation of transcription by RNA polymerase II.